Messenger RNA from Anthonomus grandis grandis, 1883 nucleotides. RefSeq names its product solute carrier family 41 member 1-like. Gene Ontology annotation, cellular component: plasma membrane. The coding region runs from base 217 to 1725 and encodes 502 amino acids. The transcript is spliced from 7 exons. The record is from RefSeq and is a predicted model, not a curated record. NCBI's taxonomy places the organism in Eukaryota, Metazoa, Arthropoda, Insecta, Coleoptera, Curculionidae. Gene Ontology annotation, biological process: monoatomic cation transport. Gene Ontology annotation, molecular function: monoatomic cation transmembrane transporter activity.
UAAGUGUUUGUGAAGUAAGACUUUCUAUUGAAUAGUGUAAAAAUAUUUGCAAAUUUUAAGGCUCCUUAUAAGGGAUUCAAUAUUUUUAUAAUCGUUCGUACUUAUACUUCUAAUAUUGUCAGUGUUGUGCUAGUUUUUAAAUGUAUAAUCACAUUCUAAGUGCUCCUUGAAAAUGUUUUUUGCAAUAGCAGAACGUGUUCAAAACAACAUAUACGGAUGGACGAAAGCCAAAACAGCGAUGCAGAAACUACUUAUAUGUAUGUCAACGAUGUACAUGCAGCCUCGAGGGGCAAUUCUAAAUCCUCAGAAAAGAAAACUCUUUCCCUUUCGCCAGUAGAAAUGGAGGCAAACAAGGCAGCAGUUACGGAAUAUGAUAAUAAUGAGAAUGAUAACGGUAAAUUGCCAGAUGUUGUAGUGGAGGCCAAUACCUUGACCGAUGCACUGCCCGAAGAAACAUACUUUUCUAUUGCCAUACAAGUUUUUAUACCAUUUUUGGUGGCUGGAUUUGGCAUGGUAUUUGCUGGACUUGUUUUAGAUAGAAUACAGCAUUGGCCAGUUUUUGAAGAAAUAUCAGAGCUCGUUAUAUUAAUUCCCGCACUACUUGGACUAAAAGGAAAUUUGGAAAUGACGUUAGCGUCAAGAUUGUCAACGCAAGCUAAUUUAGGUCAUAUGGAUACAACUAAACAAAAGAUCAGAAUCAUUGUUGGGAAUUUAACCCUUAUACAGAGUCAAGCGAUUGUUGUAGGGUUCCUAGGUGCCCUAAUAGCAAUAAUUAUGGGCGGAAUUAAAAGUAACGAGGUUGAGCUAGACCACGCUUAUAUUCUUUGUGCUAGUAGCUUAAUUACCGUUUCGAUUGCCAGUUUCGUGCUUGGACUUAUAACUGCUGGGGUUAUAGUCUUUUCUAGAUACUGUAAGAUAAACCCGGAUAACGUAGCUACGCCCAUAGCUGCCAGCUUAGGAGAUAUCACUUCACUAACGUUGCUGUCUUGGGUCUCAACGUUUUUAUAUGACUCAAUUGGUCAGCAAGAUUGGUUAGCUCCACUUAUUAUAGGGGGUUAUAUAUUACUAAUACCAUUAUGGGUAUGGAUAGCAAAAAGAAACCCUCAAACGAGGGAAGUGUUGUAUCACGGUUGGACUCCUGUUAUUGGUGCAAUGUUCAUAAGUUCUAUAGGAGGGCUUAUACUAGAUUUUAUGGUCUCUAGAUUCGAGGGAAUAGCUGUCUUUCAGCCUGUGAUAAAUGGAGUAGGAGGUAAUUUAGUUGCCGUACAAUCAAGCAGAAUAUCAACCGCUCUACAUAAAGAAGCCCAGUUAGGCGUUUCAAGUUCCGUACACACAGACGAGGAAGAGAACUCCAAAAUAUUCAUAUCACCGAUGACGGCGUUUUGUGGGAAUGAUGGACAUGCAAGGACUACAAGAGUUUUAAUGACAUUGGUUAUUCCCGGACAUUUGAUUUUCAUAUACACAAUUGAUUAUAUGAAAGAUGGGGAUACGUCCCUUAGUUCUGUUUUUGUUGUAGUGUAUUUAUUAGCCGCUAUUAUGCAGGUAGCAACGUUGCUUUAUAUAGCUUAUAUUCUAAUUCACUGGAUGUGGAAAAAAGGGAUAGAUCCAGAUAAUUCUGCCAUACCUUAUCUUACAUCUGCUGGAGAUUUAUUAGGUAUUACGCUACUGGCUAUAGCUUUUCAGUUUUUGUAUUUGGUUUCUGAUCACGAUGUAAAUUUAGAUUAAUGCGCUGUUUUCAUCUUACUGGUUAUUGUGAUAUGUAUAUAAAUAAUAUUUGCACAGAUACAUAUAUGCUAUAAAUAGAUUUAUUUAUUUUUAAUAGAAAGGUCUACCUGUGCGAAAUAUGCUGUUUUCUUUUUAAUAAAAAAUAAUUGACUAAUAAA